This is a messenger RNA of Uloborus diversus, 597 nucleotides long. RefSeq lists its product as uncharacterized. The record is from RefSeq and is a predicted model, not a curated record. The transcript has a single exon. The coding region runs from base 1 to 597 and encodes 198 amino acids. NCBI's taxonomy places the organism in Eukaryota, Metazoa, Arthropoda, Arachnida, Araneae, Uloboridae.
AUGGGCCUUUUGGUAGAUAUGCCGAAGCAAAUUUCUGGAACAACAAAUGACGGAAACACUGCUCGCAGAUUUUUUGCUAAUCCGACUUUGUCAUCCGAUAUAACGGGAUUAGACAUUGAACUUAUACAGCGUUUUUCAAUAAUUUUACAAGCUGUUUCUAGUGAACAAGAAAUAAAUGAAGACGAAUUUGAAAAGUUUACUUUUGACACUGCGAAACUGUAUGUUCAACUAUAUAACUGGUAUUUUAUGCCGGCUAGUGUACAUAAGUUGUUAAUUCAUGGAAGACAAAUUAUUGAGCAUGCCAUUCUACCAAUAGGACAACUUUCUGAAGAAGCGCAAGAGGCUCGAAAUAAAGAUUUCAAAGCUUUCCGAGAAUAUUUCUCACGAAAAUAUUCAAGGCAAAAAACUUUGGAAGACAUAAUACAUAUGUUACUUAUUACGUCUGACCCUUUAAUUACAAAGCUGAGAAGCAACUCUAAAAAACAUGAGAAUUUACUAUCUAAAGAAGCUGCAUUGUUGUUGAGAAACAAUCAAAAGAUAAACUACAGUUCCUCGGACAGUAGUUCUGCUGAAGAUGACGAAAAUUUUAGUUAUUGA